GGGUGGGGAGACAGUGGGAGCCAAAAUCAUUUUCCCUCUCGUACUGUGAGAACGCUUAGAAUCGCUUCUCUCCAAGUGGACGCGCGUCGGUUUGGUUUCAGAACCCGAUUGAUUCGGCCGUGUCCGCGCAGCGCCGUCCGUCCUCCCGCUUCUUAGCAAGAGCACCGACUUGCAUUUUGUCUGUGGCGUGGCAAUGGGACCAUAAAGGAACAAAUUCCAUCGCAUUGAAAAAAAUAGAAGUAAACAAAUACAACCAGUGAAGACACCUCACAAAAGAAGUGGACAUGGAGACGCGCAGAGGAGAUACGAUAUAACAGAUCGGACAAAACACAUCUAGGAUUUACUUCUCGACUUGAACACUUUUUGUUUCCAAAGGGUUAUAGAAUUUUUCUUCUGCUAGAUUUCUUAGUUACACGCAAGCAUGAACCGAAAAGAGAUGAGGUCGUGUUUGAGAUGCUGGAGCGUGCCGAUGCUCUCUGUCCUUCUGCUUGUCUUCUUGACACCGCUGUUUGCACAUGGUAACUCUGUGGUGGGAAAUGAAACUGAGGUUGAUAGUGCUGUUAAUGUGACCUCCUUGUCUACCGGGGAUGAGAAGGAGAAGAUAGAGGAGGUGUCACAGUUCACCAGCUUGUCCAGCUCCUUAGACCCGACUCACACCGGACGAAAGUUUAGAGAUGAAGAAGCAGGUAGUGGCAUGCUGGAAGAGGUCUUCUCGCCAACUCCUGGAACUCCAACUUCCAGUGAGGGAGCCACAACUACUUUGGCAAGCCCAGAUAACAACCUUGACUCUGCAGAAACCGAACUCUUGCCUGUCAAUACCUCCUUCGAGAAGGAGCAUGUCAUCUCCUUCAAGGAGGAAGAGGAACAGGAAACGGAAGAGGAAGUGAGGCAGCAAGUGCCUACACUACCAUCCUGGCAGGAUGCUAAAGGAGACAUGGAGACCACUGUGUUUGACCUAGACCAUGAGACAUCUCCCACAACCCCAUCCCCAACUCAUCCCCCUUCCCCAUCCGACGUCACCGUAGAUUUCUUUGACUCUGGAUCCCGCCGCACGAACCUUGGCCGACCGACUCUUUCCCCACACGAGCUUCAGGGCCGUGACCCCACCUCCUGGUCCAUGCCCGAAAAUUAUGACUACAUGACGCCCUACGACGACAGUGUGUCUCCCACCACCGACGAUUACCCCUACAGCAGCACUACUGACUCUUACGAUGAUAUCUCCACUACGCCUCCUUCCAAACGCUUCCCUCCUCGAUUGCCCUCCAACCCUGUUUUCACGCUCCCCAAAGGAGCCACUGUGGGCGAAGGCCCCCGUGCUCCCCCCGGUGUGGUCGACUCAGUUAACGGCUCAGACUGUCAGCAGGGCUUUGUCCGCACCAAUGGCUCCUGCAAGUCCCCAUGUGACCUGCAGCCCAACUACUGCUUCAACGGGGGCCAGUGCUACGUUAUGGAAGGAACCCAAAUGUUCUGCAGGUGCAACAUCCAGGACUACAUGUGGCACAAGGGUGCCCGCUGCGAGUCGGUCAUCACGGAGUUCCAGGUAAUGUGCAUCACCAUUGGGGCCUCCGCUCUCAUGGUGCUCCUGCUCUUCAUGAUCGUCGUUUGCUUUGCCAAGAAGCUGCACGUGCUCAAGACCGAGAAUAACAAGUUGCGCAAGCGCAGCAUUGUGCCCUCAUUGCAGACGUUGGACUCCGCUGAGAGAGCCCCCCUCCUUCACCCCAUCACCCCGCUCCCCUUCUCUCUUCCUCUGCACCGCUGCAUGUCUGACUCUUCACACGGGCCUGCUAGUGGUCCUGUGAUCUGCUGCUGCUUGUCCAUUGCAUCGCAUCAAUAUAACUGUCUGUCGUUUCACUCGUUUAUCCUGGUUCAGAAAGAUGAGAGGAUUUAUGAGGUAUAUAAUCCUCUUAAUGCCCCCACCCCUCAGAAAACCAUGAGCAGAUACACCUGGGAGUGUAAGACCAAAGAGGAGCCCGACUGUGAGGAUGAUCCUAAUACCCAGAACAAGCUGGAGGACCCCGUGAAGGCCCCCCCACCCAAAGAGGACGAGUCGCUGAACAUCCAGAACUCGCUCACCCCUAAGCACGAGAACCAUAAGGUGCUGGGCGAGGAGAACUCUUCGGAGGUAAACUCGCUGCAGAACAACAUGAUGUAGAACAGAAACAAAAGCACCCCACGCAACCACGUCCAGGAUCACUUAAAGCAUCGAGCAGCAGACGCUACGAGCAGCCACACCCACCACACCAUCAGCACAUGACAGAAAACAUUAAAAAAAAAAAAAACGCCCCUCAUACCCACUCAGUCUCCACCUCCUGUCUCGCCUCUUGUUGCAGUCUUUUUGCCCUGUAGUCGACCCGCCCCUGACCCAGCCCUUAUAUAUACACACACUUACCCCUGCCUAACUGAA
This is a messenger RNA of Sinocyclocheilus rhinocerous, 2404 nucleotides long. RefSeq names its product chondroitin sulfate proteoglycan 5-like. NCBI's taxonomy places the organism in Eukaryota, Metazoa, Chordata, Actinopteri, Cypriniformes, Cyprinidae. The transcript is spliced from 6 exons. Gene Ontology annotation, cellular component: synapse. The coding region runs from base 422 to 2152 and encodes 576 amino acids. The record is from RefSeq and is a predicted model, not a curated record. Gene Ontology annotation, biological process: cell projection morphogenesis.